Trichoderma virens Gv29-8 is the source of this 2482-nucleotide messenger RNA. RefSeq lists its product as uncharacterized. Bases 1 to 2361 code for a protein of 786 amino acids. NCBI's taxonomy places the organism in Eukaryota, Fungi, Ascomycota, Sordariomycetes, Hypocreales, Hypocreaceae. Gene Ontology annotation, biological process: regulation of DNA-templated transcription; peptidyl-arginine N-methylation. The record is from RefSeq and is a predicted model, not a curated record. Gene Ontology annotation, cellular component: nucleus; cytosol. The transcript has 4 exons.
AUGGCCUCAGAAUCAGAGGCUGGCGGCUUUUCUUUCCGAGGGGACUAUCGGGAGAACCGACCCAUGUUUACUCUUGGGUAUCAUGACUCGAAGAGAGAGGAACCGCUCUCGGAGCUGCAAUAUGGAUACCUGCUGAACCAAGAUUUUUCUGUGGCCACCACGCCAAUCACCAACAGCCGUUUCAAGUCUAGAGUCUUCAAGGUUGUGUCCGAUCAUCUGGCAACGUUGAAGGCCAAUGGCGAAAAGGGAACGAGUGAGGCCACGGCCAAUCGAGCAGACCCUAUUCUUCUGCCUCUCACCCCGGAAGAUACUGGCAUGUUCCCCUCUCAAGCCGUCAACACCUAUGUCGCCUACACGAGCCCCUGGAUUGAUCUUUGCUCGAAUGAUCCGGUCAUUGCCAACAUCUCUCGCCAGGUACUCAAUCUCGAGAUUAACUAUGCAAGCUGGUGUGGUGUGAAGAGUAUCAUCAUUACUGGACCUGGCCGAGACGCUUCCAAGGACGGGGGAAGCCAAGGGAUCGCACAGUAUUCUCGGGCUAUUCAAGAAGCCUUGACUAUUGCCCCCGCCAUAACCAUCUUGAUUCAUAUCCCCAUGUACCGUGAACCACCUGUUGGGACCCAGACUGAGACGUUGUCCUCAUUGGAUGCAGAGAAGGCUUCCAAGACUACUGGAGGUGAUAUUGAUAUAUUCACCACUUGGGAUUCUUGGCAUCAGAUCAGAUCAGUUUGCAAAUACAACCCUAGGCUUCUUGUUGCACUCAAGAUGCCGAGAGUCGCGCCAGAGAAGGAUCUGCAAAACCGAUGGUUCUGCGAACCUCUUCACUACCUGACCUUCAGCCCCGAAGUUUUCCAGAAGAACAAGGCAGGCUAUCCUAGUCUUACUAAGAACCACCAGGAGAUUAUUUUCGCCUACAUGCGCCUGAAGAAUGCCCCCUGGCUCUUGCUCUGCGAUGUUGGUCCUGAUGUACGACAUAUUACCGACGAUGGCAAAGACGAGAAGGCACCUUUAACAGAGGCCGAUUUCCCCAGCCUGGAAGAAGCUCAUAAGCCCGCCUUUCGCGUGUCUACAGACUCUAGCGUCUACUGCGAGUACUUGCGAUGGCUAGAAGGGCAGCAACCUCCAUUUUCAGUCUUAGAGACACCCAUCCUCACUAAUUUCCAGGAUUGGCUACAGUCGCCGCUGCAGCCUCUUUCAGAUAACCUGGAAUCUGCAACAUAUGAGGUCUUUGAAAAUGAUGCCAUCAAGUAUGAUCAGUAUGAAUUGGCCAUCGCUGAGGCUUUGAAAGAGUGGAGCGAACUAAAGCUCCCGACCUCAAAGCCUGGUGUUGUCGUCAUGGCAGUCGCAGGCUCUGGCCGUGGUCCUAUAGUGACCAAGGCUCUUCAAGCAGCAGAAUCUACUGGCGUCAAGGUGGAGAUGUGGGCUGUCGAGAAGAAUCCCAAUGCAUAUGUAUACCUUCUUCGCCAGAACGCCCAGAAGUGGGGCGGCAAGGUGAAUGUUAUCAAGACGGACAUGCGAGCUUGGAAGGGCCCAUUGAUCUCGGAUUCUCCCGAGACUGGACCGGUAUAUGGCAAGGUUGAUAUCCUAAUUUCCGAACUGCUCGGCUCUUUUGGCGACAACGAGCUCUCCCCCGAGUGUCUGGAUGGCAUUCAGCAUGUUCUGGCAAAGCCUCACGGCAUCUCAAUCCCGCAGUCUUACACGGCACACUUGAGCCCAAUUGCCACACCGAAGCUUUAUACAGACAUUAGCGCAAGAGCUCAGACUGACCCCAGCGCGUAUGAUACUCCCUGGGUGGUGAGCCUGUUUUCGCUCGACUUUGUGGCUCAGAGGGUACCAGGUCACCCUAGGUUCCAACAAGCAUGGGAGUUUUCACACCCCAUUCCCGACUCGACGCUCGAGGCCAUCGCAGCGCGGCGGUCUGGAGGAGUUGUCGGCGGUACAGGAGGAUCCAUGGCAGGUGCUGCAGGAGCGAACGACCACAACUCCAGAUUUUGCCAUCUGACAUUUGUUGCUCGUACUCGCGGAGUUACCCAUGGACUGGCAGGAUAUUUCGAGUCCACCUUGUACGAGCAAAAGGCAGGUCCCAACAAAGGCAGGAAAACAGAGAUCAGCAUUCACCCGGAACGAAUUGAUGCGAAGAGCAAAGACAUGGUGUCUUGGUUCCCCAUUUUCUUCCCACUCAAGCAACCCCUUUACUUCCCCGCGGAUACUGAGCUCGAGGUUAGCAUGUGGAGGCAGACUGACGACACCAAGGUCUGGUAUGAGUGGCUUGUGGAGGCGUGGACCUGGGUUGGGCCGUCAACACGUGUCAAGGUAGCAUCUUCAGAGCUUUGUAGCAGCCGGAAGAUGGCAUGUCUGAUGUAGCUGUGCGGCAUCUUGUUGAGACGCAUAGCUGCGGCAUUCUGUCUCGGGAUCUUGAUUUUACUUCUGUAGAGCGGUUAAAAAUAUAGCCGAGCGUUAUGCUGAAAGAAUCCGAAGUCGGUCG